Messenger RNA from Telopea speciosissima, 1542 nucleotides. RefSeq lists its product as uncharacterized. The coding region runs from base 1 to 1542 and encodes 513 amino acids. Gene Ontology annotation, molecular function: nucleic acid binding; RNA-DNA hybrid ribonuclease activity. NCBI's taxonomy places the organism in Eukaryota, Viridiplantae, Streptophyta, Magnoliopsida, Proteales, Proteaceae. The record is from RefSeq and is a predicted model, not a curated record. The transcript is spliced from 4 exons.
AUGGUCACUAUUGAGGUUUUUACUGGGUCAAACUUUAAGAAGUGGAAAGAGGACAUUAUGUUUGCUAUGGAAGUGGCAGAUGUGUACACGUCCCUUGUUAUGGAUAAACCAAUGGAUCUGACUGCUGAUAGUACUGAGGAUGAAAAGGGAAUCCGUCAGGGGGAUCCUAUCUCGCCUGCUAUCUUUAUCCUGUGCUCUCAGGCUUUGUCUGCUGUCAUUAAGAAAGCGGAGGGAGAAGGUAAUAUCAAAGGGGUGAGAGUUCGACAUAGAAGUGAACCCAUUACUCAUCUUCUGUUCGCUGAUGAUUGUCUGCUAUUUUCAAGAGUUAAUUUGCAGGAAGUUAACUCGUUGAAGGAUUGUUUGGAUUUAUAUUGUAAUGCUACGGGGCAAGCUAUAAAUCUUAAAAAAUCUAGUCUCUAUUUGGGGUUACCUACUCAUUUUGGUGUAGCUAAGAAUGAUGUUUUUAAUGACAUUAAGGAGAGAACUCUUAGUAAGCUCCAAGGGUGGAAAGGUAAGUUGUUAUCUCAUGCAGGGAAAGAGGUGUUGAUCAAAUCUGCUGUUGCUCCUAUGGCUAAUUAUGCUAGUUCCCACUUCAAGCUCCCUGCUUCCUUUCAUGAUUCAAUUAGAAAAGCUUCUACAAAUUUCUAUUGGGGUGAUUCGGAAGAGAAGAAGAGAGUUCAUUGGAUGUCUUUGCAGCGUUUGUGCAAACCUAAAUCUAGAGGGGGUUUGGGUUUCAAAGACUCAAAAUUUCAAAAUUGUGCUCUCCUAGCGAAGGUUGCUUGGCGUUUAUGUGCUUCUGAUGUGACUGCUAUUCUUAAAAUUCCUCUAAGUCUUAAUCCUGCAAAAGAUAAGCGAUAUUGGAGUGCUUCUAGAGAUGGCCGUUUCUCGGUCAAGUCAGCUUAUAAGCUUCUUAUUAAGAAGGAGGAGGAAGAGGCCUCGGCUAGAGCAUCUAGUUCCAGAUAUCGGCUUUGGGAGCACACUCCUGAGGAGAAACGGAAGUUAUUGGCUCUAUGCCUGGUUCGAGAUUCAGUGGUUCUCAAUGGUCCCCCCCCUCCAGUGGGUGUUGUGAAGGUGGACUGUGAUGCGGCUUUCAUUAAGGAUACUGCUAAGGGAGGUUUAGGAGUGAUCUUUAGAGACCACACAGGUGUUGUCUUAAGGGCGCGCUCCAUCCCCAUUAUGCUCAGUUCGGUGAUUCAUGGAGAGAUCAUGGCUAUUCGUAGUGCUCUGUUGCUGGCUCUAGAUCUGGGCUACAACAACUUGGUGGUAGUUUCGAAUAGUAGGGAUGCCAUCCUAUUUAUCGAAGGCAGUAAAUCUCCUAGUUGGGAGAUGGAGGGUUUAGUAGAUGAUGUUGUUAACUUGAAAUCCUCUUUCUCAUAUAUUUCUUUCUCUUUUGUUCCUAGGGCUAUGAAUAUUGUUUCGGAUGCCCUAGCCAGGAAGGCCCUGUCACUUGGGUGCGUGACAGAUUGGCCAAAUUCUAUUCGGUGGCUUCAGGACCUCUGUGGGAAUGAAGUCACUGGUUGUACUCUCCUUUUUCAUCAAUAA